Mustela erminea (ermine) is the source of this 3783-nucleotide messenger RNA. It is a transcript of the gene UBE3B, whose product is annotated as ubiquitin protein ligase E3B. The coding region runs from base 343 to 3549 and encodes 1068 amino acids. The transcript has 29 exons. Gene Ontology annotation, molecular function: ubiquitin protein ligase activity; protein binding. Lineage: Eukaryota; Metazoa; Chordata; Mammalia; Carnivora; Mustelidae. The record is from RefSeq and is a predicted model, not a curated record. Gene Ontology annotation, biological process: protein polyubiquitination; ubiquitin-dependent protein catabolic process.
CAGCGGAGCUCUGAGAGCGGACACCCCGGGGCAAGAUGGCGGUCGAUCCUCUGCCGCUGCCCCGGGUCUGGCUAAACCCGAAGGUAUUGGGCUGAGACGGCGGUAGCUGCGGCCCCGACCCCGAGCGAGGGGGGCUACGAGCGGAUAAAGGUCCACGGCCUGCGGCCUUUUUUUGAUUGUGUCGAAGUUUGUGUAAUCCUUCAUUACAGUUACUUUGAAAAAGACAAGCUCCUCUGAAGCAAGAAGCUGCCCUCAGUUGUGAGUCCUUGACAACAUCACUAAUGAUUACCUGGCAUUUCUGUAUCACAGGCAGGUCCUCAGGGUUUGUGCAAGUUUGCAAACAUGUUCACCGUUUCUCAGACCUCGAGAGCAUGGUUCAUUGAUAGGGCCCGUCAGGCCCGAGAGGAAAGGCUCGUGCAGAAGGAGCGGGAACGGGCAGCUGUUGAGAUUCAGGCCCAUGUUCGGAGUUUCCUGUGUCGGAGCCGGCUGCAGAGAGAAAUCAGGAGAGAGAUCGAUGAGUUUUUUAAAGCAGAUGAUGCUGAGUCCAGUAAAAAAAGUGCACUUUGUAUUUUUAAGAUUGCCAGGAAACUGCUGUUCCUGUUCAGAAUUAAAGAGGAUAAUGAGAGAUUCGAGAAGUUGUGUCGCUACAUCCUGAGCAGCAUGGAUGCUGAGAAUGAGCCCAAGGUGUGGUAUGUGUCCCUGGCCCUUUCCAAGGAUCUCACCCUCCUGUGGAUUAAACAGAUCAAACACAUUCUUUGGUGUUGCUGUGAGUUUCUUGAGCAGCUCAAGCCCGAAAUUUUACAGGACUCCAGACUCAUCACGCUGUACCUCACGAUGCUCGUCACCUUCACAGACACUUCAACAUGGAAAAUUCUCCGCGGGAAAGGGGAGAGUCUUCGGCCAGCCAUGAACCACAUUUGUGCAAACAUCAUGGGACAUCUCAACCAGCGUGGGUUUUAUUCCGUGCUGCAGGUACUGUUAACCCGUGGCCUGGCGAGACCCCGGCCUUGUCUGUCCAAAGGCACUUUAACUGCAACCUUUUCUCUAGCACUGCGCCCUGUGAUUGCGGCACAAUUUUCAGACAAUCUGAUUCGGCCAUUCCUCAUCCACGUCAUGUCUGUACCUGCUCUUGUGACUCAUCUCAGCACAGUGACCCCUGAGCGCCUCGCUGUUUUAGAAUCUCAUGACAUGCUUCGUAAGUUCAUCGCAUUUUUAAGAAACGAAGAUCGAUGCCGUGAUGUAUGUGAAAGCUUAGAAGGAUGCCAUACGCUUUGUCUAAUGGGAAACCUCCUGCACUUGGGCGCCCUCAGCCCUAGUGUGUUAGAGGAGGAGACGGACGGGUUUGUGAGUUUGCUCACUCAGAUGCUGUGCUACUGUCAGAAGUACGUGUCCCAGAAGAAGUCCAACCUGACACACUGGCACCCCGUCCUUGGCUGGUUCUCGCAGUCAGUGGACUACGGCCUUAACGAGUCCAUGCCCUUGAUCACCAAGCAGCUGCAGUUCCUGUGGGGGGUUCCUCUGAUCCGGAUCUUCUUCAGUGACAUCUUGAGCAAGAAGCUGCUGGAGAACCAGGAGCCAGCCCAUGUGCAGCCAGCAUCCCCCCAGAAUGUGCUUCCUGUGAAGAAUCUCCUGAAGCGUGCGUUUCAGAAGUCUGCGUCCGUUCGGAAUAUUCUCAGGCCUGUUGGGGGUAAGCGUGUGGACUCUGCAGAGGUCCAGAAGGUCUGCAACAUCUGUGUCCUCUACCAGACCUCGCUCACGACUCUGACCCAGAUCCGCCUGCAGAUACUCACAGGUCUCACUUACCUUGAUGACCUGCUCCCCAAACUGUGGGCGUUUAUCUGUGAGCUGGGGCCCCACGGAGGGUUAAAGCUCUUCUUGGAAUGCCUCAGCAAUGACACUGAAGAGUCCAAGCAGCUCUUGGCCAUGCUGAUGCUGUUCUGUGACUGCUCCCGGCACCUCAUCACGAUUCUUGACGACAUUGAAGUUUAUGAAGAACAGAUUUCAUUCAAACUGGAAGAGCUGGUCACCAUCUCCUCUUUCCUGAACUCCUUUGUAUUUAAGAUGAUCUGGGAUGGAAUCGUAGAGAACGCCAAGGGGGAGACCUUGGAGCUGUUCCAGUCCGUGCACGGGUGGCUGAUGGUGCUUUAUGAGCGGGACUGCCGGCGUCGCUUCGCCCCUGAGGACCACUGGCUGCGCAAGGAUCUCAAACCUAGCGUGCUCUUCCAAGAACUGGACAAGGACCGGAAACGGGCCCAGCUGAUCCUGCAGUAUAUCCCGCAUGUCAUUCCCCACAAAAACAGAGUUCUCCUGUUUCGAAACAUGGUCACCAAGGAGAAGGAGAAGCUAGGGCUCGUGGAGACCAGCUCAGCCUCUCCCCACGUCACUCACAUCACUAUCCGACGGUCCCGGAUGCUGGAGGACGGCUACGAGCAGCUCCGGCAGCUCUCCCAGCACGCCAUGAAGGGCGUCAUCCGCGUGAAGUUUGUCAACGAUCUCGGCGUGGAUGAGGCAGGUAUUGACCAGGAUGGCGUCUUCAAGGAGUUCUUGGAGGAAAUCAUUAAGAGGGUGUUCGACCCGGCGCUCAAUCUAUUCAAGACAACCAGCGGGGACGAGAGGCUCUACCCCUCGCCCACGUCCUACAUUCACGAGAACUACCUGCAACUCUUCGAGUUUGUGGGCAAGAUGCUGGGGAAGGCCGUGUACGAGGGAAUUGUGGUGGACGUGCCCUUCGCGUCCUUCUUCCUGAGCCAGCUGCUCGGGCACCACCACAGCAUCUUCUAUAGCUCUGUGGAUGAGCUGCCUUCGCUGGACUCGGAGUUCUAUAAAAACCUCACCUCCAUUAAGCGCUAUGAUGGGGACAUUGCUGACCUGGGCCUGACUCUGUCGUACGAUGAGGACGUCAUGGGUCAGCUUGUUUGCCAUGAACUGAUUCCUGGAGGGAAGACCAUUCCUGUUACGAAUGAAAAUAAGAUUAGCUACAUCCAUCUGAUGGCGCAUUUUCGGAUGCACACUCAAAUCAAAAACCAGACAGCUGCCCUCAUUAGCGGAUUCCGCUCCAUUAUCAAGCCUGAGUGGACCCGGAUGUUCUCAACCCCUGAGCUACAGCGCCUCAUCUCUGGUGACAAUGCUGAGAUUGAUCUGGAAGAUUUAAAGAAGCACACAGUGUACUACGGUGGCUUUCAUGGAAGUCACAGGGUCAUCAUCUGGCUCUGGGAUAUUCUGGCCUCUGACUUCACACCCGACGAGAGAGCCAUGUUUCUGAAGUUUGUGACCAGCUGCUCCAGGCCCCCGCUCCUAGGAUUCGCCUACCUCAAGCCUCCCUUCUCCAUCCGCUGUGUGGAAGUGUCAGACGAUCAGGACACGGGGGACACCCUUGGCAGUGUCCUCCGGGGCUUCUUCACCAUCCGCAAGCGGGAGCCGGGUGGCCGCCUGCCCACCUCCUCCACCUGCUUCAACCUGCUCAAGCUGCCCAACUACAGCAAGAAGAGCGCCCUCCGGGAAAAGCUGCGCUAUGCCAUCAGCAUGAACACGGGCUUCGAGCUCUCCUAGCUCUCGCCCCCGCCACCUGCCCUGGCCGGCUCCUGGGAUCCCAAGGACCUUCAGCUCCAGGGGGCAGGGUAGCUCUGGGAGUGGGUGACCCACCCACCAGGUGACCUCGCACUCUCUAUAGCCAUGAGUCUCCCCUGUGGCCUCAACUACUUGGGAUGCACCUGACGACUCCGUAGCGCUCUCCAGGUGACACUGAUGGGAAGGGUGUUGAGAAUAAACCUCCAGGUUCCUCCA